Messenger RNA from Rosa rugosa (rugosa rose), 6844 nucleotides. RefSeq names its product disease resistance protein RUN1-like. Gene Ontology annotation, biological process: signal transduction. The record is from RefSeq and is a predicted model, not a curated record. Gene Ontology annotation, molecular function: ADP binding; protein binding. The transcript is spliced from 9 exons. The coding region runs from base 159 to 3656 and encodes 1165 amino acids. Lineage: Eukaryota; Viridiplantae; Streptophyta; Magnoliopsida; Rosales; Rosaceae.
GAUAAGUUGUAUCUGAUAUUUCGAUCAUAAGUUGUAUCCUCCAAAAUCUUGGAGCUUCGAACAGCUCCUGCAUUGAGGAGUACAUCAACAACAGAUCUUUUAAGUUUCAGCUUCCCUCUCUCCUUAAUUUGCUUCUUCAUUGUUGUUUUCUAGUAUAAAUGGCCUCGAGCUCCCAAACACUUCCUUCGUCAUCAGCUCCUCAGUGGAAGCAUGAUGUGUUUCUCAGCUUCAGGGGUGAAGACACCCGGAAGGGUAUUGUAUCCUCUUUAUACCAUGAAUUGAAAACCAGAGGAAUACAAACAUUCAUGGAUGACCAAGGGCUUCAGCAAGGGAUGCCUAUUUCUCCAAGUCUCCUAACAGCGAUUGAGGAAUCCAGGUGUGCAGUCGUUCUUCUAUCCCCAAACUAUGCUUCUUCUACAUGGUGUUUGGAUGAACUUGCAAAGAUUCUUCAAUGCUCUCAAGCCAACAAGACACUGCUUCUGCCAAUUUUUUAUAAUGUCUCCCCCUCUCAUGUGCGACAUCAAAAGGGAAGUUUUGCAGAAGCCUUCACUAAGCAUGAAGAGAGGUAUAGGCAAGGCUAUGAUGAUGCAGAGAAGGUGAACAAGUGGAGAGCUGCUUUAACACAAGUGGCCAAUCUCUCUGGGUUGGGUUCAAACAAAUUUGGGUCUGACAGAGAACUCAUCCAACGCAUUGUGGAACUUGUGCGCCGUGAUGUAAGGCCUAUCUCAAUAAUGUCGAGCAGCAAUUUUGAAGCAUUUGAAUCAACAAGAAAAGCCAUGAAUGAGCUGAUGGAAGCAUUAGAAGAUGAUGAGGUCGCUGCCAUUGGGGUCUAUGGAAUGGGAGGGGUUGGGAAGACAACCAUGGUGAAACAUGUCGGUGCACAAGCCCAAAAAAUGGGGCUUUUUGAUCGUGUGAUUAUGGCUGUUGUAUCCCAAACCCCAGAUACAAGAACUAUUCAAGGCGCACUUGCGGAUCUGCUGGGCUUGAAAUUGGUGGAGGAGUCAGAAAGUGGACGAGGCGAUAGAUUGCAGACGGAGAUACUUGGAAGAAAUAAGAUCCUUAUAAUCUUAGACGACAUUUGGAAUACACUUGACUUGUCAAGCAUUGGAAUUCCCAGCUACAACGAGCUUCAAAUAUGCAAUUCCAAACUGCUAUUCACCACAAGGAGAUUGAAUGUUUGCCAUACCAUGGAGAGCCAAGCAAAAAUUCAUCUCAAUAUCUUAUCAGAAGAGGAUGCUUGGAACUUGUUUUUGAAGAAGGCAAGAAGGUCUUUUCAAAAGUCUAGCCCUUUCUAUGAAGUAGCCAGAAAGGUAGCUAGAGAAUGUGCUGGUCUUCCAGUUGCAUUGAUUGCAGUUGCGAGGGCACUUGGAGAUAAAGAGCUUGAAGACUGGAAAGAAGCAGCUCGACAACUUGAGAUGUCUCAACCUGCCAACCUUGACGAGGAGAAAGAUGUGUUCAAGUGCAUUAAGUUGAGCUAUGAUUACCUUGACAGUGACGACGCCAAGUCUUGCUUCUUGCUUUGCUGCCUAUUCCCAGAAGAUUAUGACAUCCGUGUUGAAGACUUGAUGAGCUAUGGGUUCGGAACAGGGUUGUUUCGACAUGUCAACAGCACAAUCGAAUAUGCCAGAGUCAGAGCACAUUCGGUUACUAGAUACCUUAAAGCUUCUUGUCUGCUUUUGGAUGGGACAAAAGAAGGAUAUGUAAGGAUGCAUGAUGUCAUUCGAGAUACGGCCAUAUCCAUUGCAUUCUCUGUAGAUAGCCACGCCUCUUUGGUGAAAACUAAUUGUCAUUUGAAAGAUUGGUCGAUGGAUGCGGACGAAGGCUACUCAGCAAUCUCACUAAUCAAGAGCAACAUUUGCAAGCUUCCCAACAAGUUGGUAUGUUCAAAACUUCAGAUUUUAUUGCUACAAAAAAAUGCUGAUAUAAGAGAGAUCCCAAUAACCUUUUUUCAAAGCCCCAAUGAUUUAAGGGUCUUAGAUCUUAGCAACACUGGCAUUUCAUCACUGCCCCCAUCAUUCAGUCUCCUAACCAGACUCCAAGCUUUGCAUUUAGAUUAUUGCAAGUCCAUGAUUGACAUAUCCAUACUUGGAAAACUGAAAAAGCUUGAGAUUCUUAGUAUGAGACGCUGUUACUCUAUUAAGAAAUUUCCAAAAGAGAUUGGAAAUUUGACGAAUUUAAGAAUGUUGGACUUGACUGAUACCCGUUUUGAGACAGUUCCCUCUCAAGUGAUAUCAAGGUUGUAUAGAUUGGAAGAACUGUACAUGAGAUGUUCUUUUGGCGAGUGGGGUUGUAAAGCUGCGGGAGGCUGCUUGUGUUUUCUUUGUAAGAAUGCUAGCUUUGAUGAGUUAAUUGGCUUGUCAAGUUUAAACACUUUGCAGGUUGCCGUAUGUGGUGCAGAACGCUUGCCUCAAAAAGUUGAGUUCAAUCCAAAUUGGGACAGGUUUUGUAUAAUUAUCCAAAGAUACGGCACGGACGAUUUUGUCUUUUUUGACGAUUACUUUUUUGACGAGGUCUUCCCACAUCGUUAUUCAAGAACAUUGAUCACGGCCGAAACCAUGAAUAACUUACCCGACUGGUUCAUCAGUGUAGUGACAGAAAGAACAGAUGAUUUAUGGUACAGAGGUCGCCAUGGCUUAACUAACCUUCUCGAGGAACACGACCGUGGGAGAUUACAUGGACUCAAGUAUUUGUGUAUAGAAUCUUCCGAAUAUGCCAAAGUGUUGUUGAACACAAUAACAUGGACUAGGGUGUCAAAUGAACCUGUGUUUGAGAACUUGGAAGAGUUGGAAAUCACCUGGUGUCUCUUGGAGGAGGUAUGUGUCGGUGAAUUACCACCUGGCUCUCUACGUAAUCUUAAGAAAUUGAUGAUGGAUAUCUGUGAUUGGUUGGUGAAACCGCUUUUACCAUCAAAGUUGUUGCACAGAUUAGAGAGUCUGGAAGAACUAUGUUGUUCUCGUAUGCGGGCAAUGAAAUAUGUGUUUGGAUUUGAAGGGCAUGAACCACAACACGUUGUCUUGACGAGGCUGAGAAUGAUUUCAUUGAGAUCCAUGGACAGCUUAAUAAACAUAUGGGAUGGUCCUGCUCCAUCUGGAAUCUUCCAGAGUCUCAAAACCUUUUCCUUUGUUGAUUGCCAGAAACUGGAAUAUCUCUUCACAUCUGAUGUAGCUCGAUGUCUUUUGCAAUUGGAAGACGUUUCGGUAGAGGAUUGCGAUAGCUUGGACAGAAUAAUUGAAGCGAGUGAGGAAAUAGAGAGCAACAAGAUCGUUCUUCCACAGUUGAAGAACUUGGUUUUAAAAGGUCUUCCAAAGCUCACAAGGCUGUCCAGUACAAGCAGCAGUACUAUUGAUAUUGAAAUCGAGUGCCCUACAUUGGAACGCUUAUGUGUCUCUGCGUGCCCCCAGUUAUCAAUCUCUGCUUCUGAUUUCAACAGCAGCAACGAAGUCCAACUAGAUUACCAGCAUUAUUGGGACACACUACGGAAUAGGAUGGACGACGUGAGUUACCGCUCACACUUUCCAUCUUCGAUGAGAAUGCGCUUAUUAUUGGCAUCUCUGCAGUCAGCACUGAUUCCGACCAAGAGGGCCCCAGUGACGUGGCCAGUUACAUGUUUUGCCGUCAUGGUCUUGUGUUUAAUGGUAUUUUGGCAUGUGGGAUGAGGCCUCCACUUACUUGCCAUCAGCCAUGGCAUAUUGCUUUUAUAAUAAUUACCCUCUCCGCCCACUGCCGUUGCGUCUCCAUGCUGCACCACCACAUCUUCCAAAACCAGUGCACAAUCGCCACCCUCUUCAAAACCCAAAGUCUGAGCAAAGCAAAUUCGCUCAGCACGGAUGGGUAAUCAUUCUCUCUAUUUCAAUUCGCAGGUAAUGGGUAAAACCCAAAUUGGCACCAAGUUUUCAAGACCUGCAGUCGUAGUAGUAAUCGACGUGAUUACGGGGUGAAAGGUUUGAUCGAUUUUGACUUCUUGAUCUUACUCUGAAGAAGAAGAAGAAGAAGAAGAAGAAUCACCCUGAUACGGAGAAAGUUUUGAGGUGACUGUUUGUGGCUGCAGGUGCUAAAUCAGAAAAGUGCUACUUCACCAAAUCUCCCUGCUGUUUCUUCACUACUGCUUCUAAGGUUGCUUUGGAGUGUUAACCUUUCUUGGUGUUUUGAUUGGUAUUCCUUUUUCACCAAAUUUGCGUAUUCUGUCUGUGAAAAUGGCUUGAUCUCAAAUUGGGUUUUUGUGGCUUGUGCACUAUUGCAGUGAUAUUGAUAUUAAGGAGCAGUAUGGGUAUUACUGAAGCAUUGCAAUUGCAGGUCCAAAAGCGGCUUCAUGAACAACUUGAGGUAAAAUGGAGUCUCAAGGUCCAAAAAUGGCUGAGGAGAGCAUAAAGGGCGCCAAAAUAAUCAAGAAAUGAAGAAAUGGAGUUCUACUCAUACUAGGAGACCUGUGGAAGCCAGGAGAAGUCUAUGGAACGUCCAUGAAGCAUCUAGAAGUCUCAAGAAGAUCACAAAUCCAUUACAGAUUCGGAAAACUGUCAGUGCAGAUCAGUCAACUUCAACGGAGUGUCAAAAAUCGCUCAGAGCUCAGAAAAUUAUGAUCUUUAUAUGGUUGGAAAGCUACGGAUGUCUAGUUUCCAGAACUUUUUACAGCUCGUCGAUAUCUAUUUUCUAGAAGAAGUUAUGAUCAUUUUAGUGCACUGAGGUCAAGUCUGCCGGAAAUCUGUUUUGUGUCAAAGGAGUUCUAACUCAAUUUUGUUUCUUCAUCUUCUAUCUUAGUUUGUUUUCAAACUUGAGUACCAUUUGGACAGAACAUUUAGACUGUUAUAGUAUAAGUAUAUUAUAGUAUAAAUAUCUAUAUCUUGUAAUAGGUACUUGAGUGUAUAGAUAAGUACUUGAGUGUGUAAAUAUAGGUAUGAAGACUUGUGUGACAUAAAGUAUAUGGGGAAGCAACAAGCAUGGCAGCUAAGCAACAAGCUUGGCAGCUCUCAUAAUUGCAGCAACCAUGUGGAGUUGCAGCUAUGAUCAUUGAAGCCAUUAUAAUGGACUUCUUACCAUUGCAUUCACACUACAAUGUAUUUCUAUAAAUACCCUAUUUUGUGAGAAGAAAAUAUAUCUCUUCCUUCAUCCAUCUCAUCUUCUUUGUCUCUCCAUCUCCUCUCCAUUUUCUUUCCAUUCUCUAGUCUUCUAGUUCUUCAUUUUCAAGCAAAGAGGAGAAGAAGAAGAAGCCAUGCAAUACAUCAAUUUCCUAGCCGCCAUCCACCCUUGUGUCGUCCCUAGAAGAUUGCUUGCUUUCAAGGAUCUUCAAGUUCUUCGUCUCAAGGCUUUAUCAUUCAUCUUUCAAGGUGUACCCUCAUUCCCCGGAUAGAACGAUCCCUACUUUCCAUAUACUAACAUUUGACAACAGGGUUAAAUUGCGUGCUACUUUGAGCGUGUCAAUUUUUGGCGCCGUUGCCGGGGAUUUGAAAAAUCACUUGUUAAAUCGUGUCAACAAUUUGGAACAAGCUGACUUAAAUCUUCAGCUGAGAUGAUCCUCUUGUUAUUACUUUUAUAUUUCCAGUCCUAAACAAACCCAAAAUGAAUGUUAUUCAAGUGAUGCAAACCUGUCAUAGUCAAAUGAUGAUGUUAUUCAUGAACGCUGAUAGGAGCAUAAAAUGCGACGUUUAUAAUGUUUAAACCCUAUAUUUUGCUAAGUUAUUUCCUUUAUCUUGAUCAAUUUAACUUAGUUAGUGUUUUACAGGUAAAAUGGAGUCUCAAGGUCCAAAAAUGGCUGAGGAGAGCAUAAAGGGCGCCAAAAUAAUCAAGAAAUGAAGAAAUGGAGUUCUACUCAUACUAGGAGACCUGUGGAAGCCAGGAGAAGUCUAUGGAACGUCCAUGAAGCAUCUAGAAGUCUCAAGAAGAUCACAAAUCCAUUACAGAUUCGGAAAACUGUCAGUGCAGAUCAGUCAACUUCAACGGAGUGUCAAAAAUCGCUCAGAGCUCAGAAAAUUAUGAUCUUUAUAUGGUUGGAAAGCUACGGAUGUCUAGUUUCCAGAACUUUUUACAGCUUGUCGAUAUCUAUUUUCUAGAAGAAGUUAUGAUCAUUUUAGUGUACUGAGGUCAAGUCUGCCGGAAAUCUGUUUUGUGUCAAAGGAGUUCUAACUCAAUUUUGUUUCUUCAUCUUCUAUCUUGGUUUGUUUUCAAACUUGAGUACCAUUUGGACAGAACAUUUAGACUGUUAUAGUAUAAGUAUAUUAUAGUAUAAAUAUCUAUAUCUUGUAAUAGGUACUUGAGUGUAUAGAUAAGUACUUGAGUGUGUAAAUAUAGGUAUGAAGAAUUGUGUGGAAUAAAGUAUAUGGGGAAGCAACAAGCAUGGCAGCUAAGCAACAAGCAUGGCAGCUCUCAUAAUUGCAGCAACCAUGUGGAGUUGCAGCUAUGAUCAUUGAAGCCAUUAUAAUGGACUUCUUACCAUUGCAUUCACACUACAAUGUAUUUCUAUAAAUACCCUAUUUUGUGAGAAAAAUAAACAUCUCUUCCUUCAUCCAUCUCAUCUUCUUUGUCUCUCCAUCUCCUCUCCAUUUUCUUUCCAUUCUCUAGUCUUCUAGUUCUGCAUUUUCAAGCAAAGAGGAGAAGAAGAAGAAGCCAUGCAAUACAUCAAAUUCCUAGCCGCCAUCCACCCUUGUGUCGUCCCUAGAAGAUUGCUUGCUUUCAAGGAUCUUCAAGUUCUUCGUCUCAAGGCUUUAUCAUUCAUCUUUCAAGGUGUAUUAUAUCCUUUCUCUUGUUUUCUUUGUUUGAUUUUGUAAGACUAUGAAUUCUAGUUAACAAAUAAUGUUAAGGGCAAAGUUUAAAGCCCGUUUAUAUGUUUUGAAAUAAAGUUGUGAUUUCUAUA